Paramuricea clavata is the source of this 8181-nucleotide messenger RNA. Lineage: Eukaryota; Metazoa; Cnidaria; Anthozoa; Malacalcyonacea; Plexauridae. The record is from the annotation of a GenBank genome assembly.
GGCUCGUUGCAAAGCUGUCGAGUGGCAUCCCGAGGUCGCCACACAGAUGGUCCUGGCGUCUGAAGACGAUAGAUGUCCUGUUAUCCAGGUUAGAAUGAACCUCAUACCCGCGUGUGUAAUAAUUCAUUUUCUAUAAGCCGUGGGGUUUUUAUUUUCAGCUUGUUUAUAAAUUUGUUUCGUCUACAAAAACCUUUCAUUUUAAAUGAGUAAAACAGUAAAAGCAGGGCCGCCGAGAAAUUUUUUUGGGGGCCCCCUAUCUAAAAUUUUUUUUCCGGAGAACAACCUCCCCCCCGGUCAGUGUACCAUUUUAGGGGUAAAAAAAUUUUUUCCGGAGUAAAAAUUUUUCCGGACGAGUACGUUGCAAUUGCUUUCCAGGGACGUUAUCUCAUUUUUUUAUGCCAAAUUUCGGUACUUAGCCGAAGAAAAUAGAUAUCUUGUCCUUUGCGCGGAAAUAUUUAACACACAAAAAAGACUGGGGCCCUCAAAAAAAUUUUUCAGGGGCCCCCAGCACCUCGGGGCAAUUUGCUCCCCUUCCCCCCUCUCUGCGGCCCUGAGUAAAAGGUUGGGUAAAUGAAAAACAAAACAACUCAAGGGUUGGGUAAUAAAAAUUUAUUGUUAUUUCCAAAGCAUGACUCACUCAAAUAUUGAAGACUAAAAAGCAAUGUCAACAGUCAUAUGUCAAUACAAUAUUUAAAUCAAUCACUAUCUUGAUCAUUUUGCGAUUUGUCAGGAGGCAAAUGAUGUCUCCACAGAAAGUACAUGUGCAGACAACAUGAAACUUUAGACUGCAGAAAAUUGCACAAGCAGUUAUCAAACUCAUGUCACAGAAGUGGUAAAGGGAAAUGGUAGUAAAUUUUUUUUUAUUUUCUCAUUCGAAAGAACUUUUGAAACUAUAUAUUAACUUCUUUUAUAAAAUAACAUGUAUAUAACAGGCCAUCCAAACACGGAAGACUGUCGUGUUGUUGUUAUUUUAUAAAACAAUUAAUUUAUGGUUUCCGUGUUUCGAUGGCCUGAUCCAAACACUUGGGAAUGUUGCUCGACAUUCUCGCAACAUUCCCGCGUGUUUGGAUCAGGUCAUCCAAACACGGAAACCAUAAAGUAAUUGUUCGAUUAUUCAUAUCUUGCUUUGUUCUUGGAUAUUUUCACUUGAACUAUGUUGAAGUAAUAAGAUGUCCGCCAUCUUGGAUAAAUUUUUGAUCUCAUUAACGGUAGUUUUGGUGACGUUACAACAGGGAUUAACCAUAUAAAAGUACUCGUUGCUGAGCAAAUAUUGAUUGGUAGAUGUUUUAAAGGUUUUGAGUGAUCUUGAUAUUUCGAAGGGCAGACAGAGUAUAGUUUUAAGUGCAAAAUGAUUGGUGGUUGUUUAGAUAAAAAUAUUUGCGUGACCCCUGUUGUGACGUAACAUGCAUAUCUACAAAAAUUGAAGAUGGCCGACAUUUCAUUCCUUUCGAUUAAAAUAUUUGUAGAAGUAAGCAAGAUAUGAAAAAACGGUAAAAGAGUUUUAUAUGUACUAUUUAAAACACGAGUUGGAGUGUUUUAUCAGAUAUAAAAUGCGAGGCGCAGCCGAGCGUUAUAUAUCUGAUAAAACACGACAACGACUACAAAAGAAUACUAAUUAGGAUGAACCAUAGUAUAAUCAUGCUAAUUAGGAUGAACAAUUAUAUAAUGCCACAUGUGUUUUAUCAGAUAUAAAGUCACUCCACGUGACAUAUUAUGGCUGACAUGAUUUGCCACAAGGAUUAUGAAUUAUUAAUGAGUAUUUUAAAUGGUUUUAAAUGUUCUUUUGAGCGAGAAAUUAAAAAAAAUCUAUUGCCAUUUUCCUUUAAAGGAAAACUAACAUUCUAUUUUUCUUCUUAGAUGUGGGAUCUUAGAUACGCGACCUCGCCAAUGAAAGUUCUCGAGAAACAUCAAAGGUUUGUUUAAAAUUGCUAGCAACAAUUUGUUCAGAAUUGUUUCCUUAUGUAAAGGCUUGUUCCUGUGAGCCCAGCUAACCUGGAAACUCACCUGAAACAGUGCCGGAAACGGGCCCCCGGUCUUACUCUUUUCGAUUAAAGGGAACCUAGUGAAUGGAAUUUACAUGCAGGGAACAGUUGCUGUUCAUUCGUGAUUUCACUAUGUUGUACUAUGGCUUGUUUUUAACCUGAAAAUAUUUUACUAUUGUUGAUAUCAAUUGGUGUCCAUUUCAGAGGUGUCCUGUCAAUUGCGUGGUGUCCUCAAGAUCCAGAACUUCUAAUGAGUUGUGGCAAGGUAAGAAACACACUGACAGACGUUCGUUUGAUUCCUGCCAGAAGGCCUAUUGUUGUAUUUCAUGUAAAACCAGCGCUUGUCAACUCUCAUGCAACUCUUGUUCUCGUUUGAUCAAGCAAUGAACGUUGAGAACACUCUCAUGUAAACUCUCGCUUCUCAACUCUCAUGCAACUCUUGUUCUCGUUUGAUCAAGCAAUGAAGUUGAGAAAACUCUCAUGUAAACUCUCGCUUCUCAACUCUCAUGCAACUCUUGUUCUCGUUUGAUCAGCAAUGAAAGUUGAGAAAACUCUCAUGUAAACUCUCGCUUGUCAACUCUCAUGCAACUCUUGUUCUCGUUUGAUCAAGCAAUGAAAGUUGAGAAAACUCUCAUGUAAACUCUCGCUUCUCAACUCUCAUGCAACUCUUGUUCUCGUUUGAUCAAGCAAUGAACGUUGAGAAAACUCUCUUGUAAACUCUCGCUUCUCAACUCUCAUGCGGCAACUCUUGUUCGUAUAAAUACUUUACCAGUUUCAUCUGUUAACAUUUAUUCUAAUCAUGCAUGUGUGCUUUUUCUUUAGGACAGCCGAAUCUUGUGCUGGAAUCCAAGCAGUAAUGAUCCCCGAGGCGAGGUACUGUAUAGGGUAUUUGUUAUCAGACAACAUGACUAUAUUGAACAUAUAUGUUCUCAGUUCUCAAAUAGGCUGAAUUUAAAAUAUUGACUAAAGUGUUUUCUGAACAUGAUAUUUUGUUCGCAAGGUUGUGUACGAGUUACCAUGUCCAGCUCAAUGGAGUUUUGAUGUGAAAUGGUGUCCACGAAAUCCUAAUAUGAUCUGCACGCCAUCAUUCGAUGGUCAUAUUAGUGUUUACUCUCUGAUGGGUGGUGGUGUGGCUGAUCAUAGUGGUGUGGACCAGAAGGUGAGUGGUGAUGAUGGUGAUUUUAAUGAUGAUGGUGGUGAUGAUAAAUGGCGAUUGUUGUGAUUAGAGCUGUGCGGUUAACCGAAAAAUUCGGUUCUUCCGGUACUUUUUUCAGCACCGAAAAAUUAUACGCAAAAGAACCGGUAUAGGCCCUGUUCACAUGAACCCGGGACAGCGUUAUGUCUCGGGGCAAGCAAUUGUCGCGGGACAAAAAUUGUCUCGGCUCCUUAGUAAAAGAAUAGUGCUGUUCACAUGAUAUUUUACUUGUCCUGGGACAAGAAUUGACCCGAGUGCCUCGCCUCUGUAGACAGGGACACUCGCCUUGCUGGGACAACUUUUCCUCAUGUGAACACUUUGCCCCGGGGGAACUUUGUCCCGGGAUAAUUGAAUUUUUAUUAAAACGAUCAAAAUCGCGGCUAAAAUUACAUUUAGAGCACGUUGGACUCCACAAAACUUGUUAUUUGAUUGAAGAUAUCAUUAGAAAUCUAUAAGUGAGGAUUCUUGGGAAUUGAGGACCUUUUACUACGGCUGAUAAUCAACUACGUUCUAUUUAUAAAUAUCAUAACAUAAAAUACGACUUGCGUUUAUCAGAAUGUUUUUUAUUUAGCAAUAUUUCACCGUUUCACGUUGGCGGGAAUAUUUUAUGAUUCCCGCGUAAUGUAUUUAUAGGCAUGACCCGCGCUAGCUUUGUUCAUGUGAACAGAAGAUAUCAGUAUCCCGGGUCAAUGACUUGUCGCGGGGCAGUUGUUUAUCCCGGGAUCAUGUGAACAGGGCCAUAGUUUCGGUUUUAAUUUCCCGUUUAACGCCCGCCAAACGCCCACCUGAUUGCAGGUUGAAAUGUUUGGAAAAUAACAAGAUCGUGCUCUUUGUGCACAAUAUGCACUGUACUAAGUGUUCAAAUAGUUGAUAUUUUAGUUGUGAUAGUUAUUGCUGUGAACUUGAUUUAAAUUUUUUUAAAAACUAAGAAAUAUUACAUCUUCAUAAAUAAAUUAUUAUAAUUAUUCAUCUUUCGAUGUAAACAGAAUGCGUACUUGGAAAACCUUCUGUUCUAAGUGCCGCUCUUUCAACUUAAGCUGUUGUUCGUAAUUCGUCAUGUUUUCUGUAAAUUUUAUAUUUGUUAUCGUCUUUGAUUUAUGUUUGUUAUAGUUUGUUUUCAUUAAGGUUGGUCUUCACAUGGGGCUAUUCAUGUCCUGUUGACCAUACCUUCAACCAUAUUAUGUAGUGUUUUAGUCUAUUUUAUGUAUGGUUAUAAAGUUAAUAAAUAAAUAAAUAAAAAAAUUCCAAUUGUUCUUUUAAAAUAUUCAGAGAUUUAUACAAACUUACAAAGGCAUAAAUUCAUCUAUUUAGUAAAAAUGCUCGAAACAUACAUAAAUGAGUUCAUACAUUUGUACUGUUCUUCUUAUUUUGAAAAUAACCGAAACCGAACCGAGGUUUUUCUGUUCCAAAAAAAACGGAGCCGAGAUAAAAUUUUUGGAACCGCACAGCUCUAGUUGUGAUGGUGGACUUGAUAUUUCGAUCUUUUCUCCUAGAUGGUAAACGAUUCCUUCAAUAUAAAUGAUUCAUUCACAGCAUCAGUUCAGCACCAGACCUCUGAUCAUAUUCCCGCGGCGUCCACUCUCAAGAAACCUCCCAAAUGGCUGAGGAGACCAUGUGGCGCUUCAUUUGGGGUAAGAGCACUUUUUCAUUUAUAAUAGAGAGGUUAAGAUACCCCCGGUUUACGGGUACGAGUAUCGCCAUUUUGUCAACCAAUUUCUGCUGAUGUCAGCAUUUUUACCCGUAAUUUCUACCCGUUUCCCCGCGGUAAUCCAUGGUCUACACGUAAAAGACAAACGGGUACGGGUGUUUUCUGUUUACUAUUUGUGGGCCGUUUAAAUAGUAAACAUUUUCAACAUCUUACCCAAAUAAAUAAUGCACAUAUGUUUGUCAAAGUUUUUAAAAAUAUAUGGCGAACUUUAACAGCGAAAGUUGCCAUUCUCUGAUUGGUUUUCUUACGCCGGAGCAUCUUGGAUUUCUUAAGUUACAAGUCGUUCCCCGAUUUACGGGUACGUGUAUAUCACCCGUAAACCGGAACCAGGGUAUCUUAACCUCUCUAACUAGUACUGGUAGUGUACAUGUCAAUUGAGUUUUAGAUGCAUAGCAGUGCAAACCAACAUCACCAGCCGAUGCACAUCAUGAAUUUGACCAUUAUCCAACAUAAACUGAUAAAUAUCCAACCACUCUUCGUCUAAGGUCUGACAUUUUGUCCUUCCAAAGAAAAUAAUGAUCGGCAGGCCUGUUGCCCGGAGCUUGCUGCUUUAUUACAUUAUUUUAAAACAAUACAUUUUAAGUAGUAUUUAAAGCACGCGUAGGAGUGUUUUAUCACAUAUAAAACACGACGCGUAGCGGAGUGUUUUAUAUGUGAUAAAACACGAAUACAAAUGCUUUAAAUAGCUUAAAAAACGAUUCAUCUUAUACGAGUUCAUUGGCGAAGUAAUUUUUAAAAUAAACUUUGUCUAAACCGAGAAAAUCAAAGCUAAAGUUUAUGUAAAUUAACGUGAUUUUUUAUCACACAUAAAACCACGACACGCUUAUGAUUUUUCUUUGUGUUUUGCUCCUGAAUUAUUAAUGAGUUUUUUAAAUAUGUUUAUAGUUUGGUGGCAAGCUGAUUUCGUUUGGAAAAACAGCCGAGGCACCGAUUUCAAAGGUAACAGUGUGUCAAUAUCGAGUUACAGUCAAACGGGCACAUCCCACCGACCCAAUGAUUUCUUUACUACAAUCAUGUACUACCAUCAUUACGAGUAUUCAACGGAUACUUCUAGUGCACCAAACUUCAAUUCUUUUAACAUCUCAUUCCUAAGAACCUUUGAAAUGAUAUUGUAACUUAUUUUGAAGAUUUUCGUUUGCACACUUUGUCUCUGAGUUAUUUCAGUUUUAUUGAUAUGCAAAUGUCCCGAAUUUACGUCACAUAUGAAUAAUGACUGAUCAAAGAAUGUAAGGUACAGUUAAAUAUCAUGAAAUAAAAAGGCUAAAUGGUGUUUUACAUAGGUAUGUAAUCCUCCCACAACUCCAAACUUUAUUAUAAUGAUUUAAACUCGAUAGUGAAUACGAUAUACAAGCUUUUACUUUAAAUCAUUAUGCAUUUGUGAUGUAAAUUCCAGAUAUUCGCAUUCCAAACAAACAGAAAUAUCUCAGAAACAAAGUGAGCUAACGAAAAUUUGUAUCCACACCCCAGGAAUCGAACCUACGACCUUUGGAAUACUAGCCCAAUGCUCUGCCAACUGAGCUACGCGGUCAGGUCGGUUCGAGUAUGUGAUAUUUUGGAACUGAGUCUAGUCCCUUCUAUAUCAAUGUAAUCUAAUAAUCAUGAUGGUGAUGAUAAGAAUAUCAUGAUUAUUAGAUUACAUUGAUGUCGAAGGAACUAGACUCAGUUCCGAAAGAUCACGUAAUCGAACCGACCUGACCGCGUAGCUCGGUUGGCAGAGCAUUGGGCUAGUAUUCCAAAGGUCGGAUGAUCGAUUUCCACCGUGGCCAGGCAUAUUUUUCAAGCUUCUCCGGUGUGGAUAUACACUCAGAGUAACAUCACAAAAAUCAUAUUCACCUGAGUACAUUACACCAACACAGAAAAUCAUUUCAGAAGUUCUGAAGAAUGAAACGAUAAAAGAACUUUUUACAUACGGUAGGUUAGGUGCACUCUAAGCGGAAGCGGACACUGUACUUGCGGUCCCAAUGAGCGGAAUAACGUCUUUUAAGCGGACAAACCUACUGUAACUGAAGAAUACAAAUAAAAUAAAUUUUCAUAACGAUGGUAAAAAUCAAUUUGAAGAAAAUUCAAUAGACACUUGUUAAUGUAUAGUUCUAGCCAGUAGCUGCGACAAUUAUGUAUUAUUUUCUGUUGUAAUAUUUUGACAGUUUGCCACUAGUUUCGGCUUUAGCGUUGUAAAUACGUCUACUUAUAGAUCGUAUCGUAUUGUUUUAAAAGUAAAAUUCAAGUUUACAUGCAGUAGAACGACGUUUCCGUUUUACAACAAAAAGGCAUAGUGUUUCAGAAUUUCACGGUUGACUUUUAGAUUUGAAAAACAAUACAUUUAAGUGAAUUAGCAUUUUCCAAAAAGGUCUGUUAAUCAACUGUAUCAACCAGCACAUAUUUUAAUACUUGUGAAUUAAGUAAUGCUAGGCCGUUCGUUUAAGUAAAACUCGCUCAUGUUUCAGAUCAAUGUAAGUCAAGUGGUUACGGAACAGGAUCUAGUGAACCGAUCGAACUUGUUGGAGGGCGCUUUGGCGUCGGGCAGUUUUGCUGAAUUUUGUCACACCAAGAUUGAGAGCGGCGACGACGACCUGGACUCAACUUUAUGGAGUUUCUUGAAGGUACGUUAGAAUACACUCUCUCUAUCAGUUCUAAACUGUUCUUCCUAGAGAUCCAGUAUAGAUCAUCUCUUAUUGAUCCAGUGUCACUUCAGGAGGAAACCUAAACUAAACUAACUUUAUUUAUACUGGAUAGCUCUAUCAGUUCCAAACUGUUCUUCCUAGAGGUCCAGUAAGGAUCAUCUCUUUUUGAUCCAGUGUUACUAUAGGAGGAAACCUAAUCUAAACUAACUUUAUUUAUACUGGAUAGCUCUAUCAGUUCUAAACUGUUCUUCCUAGAGGUCCAGUAAGGAUCAUCUCUUAUUGAUCCAGUGUUACUACAGGACGAAACCUAAACUAAACUCACUUUAUUUAUACUGGAUAGCUCUAUCAGUUCUAAACUGUUCUUCCUUGAGGUCCAGUAAGGAUAAUCUCUUAUUGAUCCAGUAUUACUACAGGCGGAAACCUAAACUAAACUCACUUUGUUUAUGCUGGAAAGCUCUAUCAGUUCUAAGCUGUUCUUCCUAGAGGUCCAGUAAGGAUCAUCUUUUGUUGUUCCAGUGUUACUACAGGAGGAAACCUAAACUAAACUAAACAGUUUUCGUAUGGACUAACAUAUAAUUACAUUUUCUUUCAUCUUUUUAGGUGAAUUUUGAAGGCGAACCGAGAAAACAGUUUCUGACAUUGCUAGGUUAUGACCCUAACAACUUGGCCAAAAAG